GGGGGAUUUGUGCUCUAGCUAGCUGCUAGAUGGAAGUGACGCCGCGCCACCAUCCAUGAUGAUCCCGAGAGCUGAGUUCAAUUACCGCGCGCUGGUCGUCGUCCUCCCCGCCGGCGCCGUCGUCGGCGUCAUGCUGUACCUCGCCGGAGCACGCUGGGUGCUCCUGCUCCUCGCCGCGGUCACGGUCCUCCUCUGCCUCCAGCUAUCGGCCAGGGACAACGCCGUCGAUGGCGCCGCCGCCGCCGCCGCUGCCGCAGGCCCAGCUCAAACAGCUGAUCUCCCGCUGCAACAGCCGGCGGCGCUCCCGCGCGAGGCGCCCGCAGAAGGUGAUCUGCGUGGGCUUGGCGCGUCGUCGUCGCCGGUCUUCGUCGUCGCCGUCCUGCCGGCGUACGCGUGGAGGAAGAAGGCCGCCGUCGACGGCGACGACGGGGACGGCGAGUGCGCGAUCUGCCUCGGCGAGGUGCGGCGAGGGCAGGUGGUGAAGCAGCUGCCGGCGUGCACGCACCUGUUCCACGCGAGGUGCAUCGACAAGUGGCUGAUCACGUCGCAGGGGACUUGCCCGGUGUGCCGGACUCCGGUGGACUCCGCCGCCGCCGCCCUGCAAGCCGUGAGAGUUGCCGAUCAGCCACCGUAGGAAUCGUUAGGUCUUUUUUAAGACCCAGGUGCAUUUGCACCACAUGAUGUGCAUCAAUAUUCGAACGUACAUCCCGGGACUUCUCGGCUGUCUCCACAAGUGACCAGUGUCUUGUACUAUAAUUUAGACUUAAUCUUGUUGCUUAUCUUUAGUGUGAGUUGUAAAUUAGUGCGUGCACGAGUUAGCUUGAUCAAGAAAGUGUUAGCCUAAAACCGGAAGACGUUGGCCUAACCGAGAGAAAGCCUUAAGCUCAAAAGCCGCUCAAGAGGUGAGAGACUCCCCCCACUUUAAAGUUGGUUUA
Molecule: messenger RNA, 935 nt
Organism: Oryza sativa Japonica Group (Japanese rice)
Lineage: Eukaryota; Viridiplantae; Streptophyta; Magnoliopsida; Poales; Poaceae
Product: RING-H2 finger protein ATL39
Source: RefSeq, a predicted model, not a curated record